Molecule: messenger RNA, 2493 nt
Organism: Drosophila willistoni
Lineage: Eukaryota; Metazoa; Arthropoda; Insecta; Diptera; Drosophilidae
Gene: Rint1
Product: RINT1-like protein
Exons: 5
Coding region: 222-2396 (724 amino acids)
Biological process (GO): retrograde vesicle-mediated transport, Golgi to endoplasmic reticulum; regulation of ER to Golgi vesicle-mediated transport; endoplasmic reticulum to Golgi vesicle-mediated transport
Cellular component (GO): Dsl1/NZR complex
Source: RefSeq, a predicted model, not a curated record
UCAGCAUUUUCGGCGCAUCUAUGGCGAACGAAAUUUAAUUGAUUAAUUUGACUUUUGAUGACACAGUAUAGUGGAACUAGCUCACACAAAUAGCUUAAAUUAGCAGGGCUGCACACUCCGAAAAAAAAUAACAACAAAUUUUUAUUUCUAUUUACGUGUCCGUGGCUCUUAGCACCUUACUUACCUUUGCAUGUUUGUUUAUUAUAAAUUACUGUUCUAAAAUGCCUGCCCAAUUGACUGAUAUGGAGCUGCGUAUUGUCCGGCGCCUGAAUGAGGAGAUUGGCAAGGACGUAAAUCGACUAAAUCGAGCAGCCCACCUCAGGGAUCACUAUAAGGAUCAAAUAAUCAAUCUUUACCAGACUCUUAACUAUGGAGAUCCUCAGAAUGUGUCCUGCUACAAAUCAGCCUUCCAGUGCCAGCAACAGGUGUGCGAGAGUAUCGACUUUGAGCUGGAGAAGCUCAGCCAAUUCGAAGCCAAAUUGAAGCAAAAACUGAAGGAUUGGCAACCCGCUUUAGAUGGCGUGGCGGAGGAUUUGCAACAAGUGCGACAACUGCAACGUCUGACGCAAUAUUUACGUAUAGUUCAAGAUAUACAAGAAAUCAGUUCUGCUCUGGCAAGCAGCAUCAAUGGCAAGGAUGAGGCUAAAUUGGUUAACAUCUAUCUGACUCUUUACGAGAGCAACGAUUGCGAGCAUAGUGUGGUUGGACGUCUUCAUGCUGUGCAAGCUCAGUACUUGAAAUCCUUUGCCGAACGUACUGCCAUCUAUUGGCAUAAGUUGCUAUUGAACCGUUUAUCCACCGAGUUCGAAGCAGUACUGAAAGCCAUGCGAUGGGCCCAUGCAGAGCAGCAACCACUGAACUAUUCCCCCGGCCGAGACACGGCGAAGGCUCAACUAUUGGCUGAGUACAUGUUUCUAAUCAAAUCGCCAGCCGAAGAGCAUAUCUCUCUGACGGCUAUAACACCGAGUAUACUCUGCCCGCCCAUAAACCAAGUGGUACAACUUCUAUUGGCACCGUAUCGUCAGCGAUUUAUGUACCAUUUUACUGGAGCUCGACAAACCAAUCGUCUGGACAAGCCCGAAUGGUUCUAUACCCAAAUUCUCAAUUGGGGCAAAGAGACGCAUUUGUUUGUUGGUCAAACAUUCCAAAUGUCCGCCACAAAGGCUGGCAAAUUGGACUAUAAUUUAAGAUUGGAAUUUAUGCGCGGCUUAGUCCAAUUGAGCAUAGAGAAACUAGCCUUGGAUAUGGAGCAAAUAGUGCAGGAGCAACAUCUCUUUACACAUCUGCUAGAUGAAACUUUGGCCUUUGAGGUGGAAUUGCGUGAGACUUUUGGUUAUCCAUCAAGCUUUCCCAGCGCCAUUUCUGUCAUCACACAGCCCAUGUAUCUCCUGAAAUGGAUAGCUUUAGAAGAGCAAUUUUGCGCUGAGAAAAUGGAUUACAUACUGCAGGCGGAAUGCCCCUUUGAAUUGAUUGAUCCAAAUACCUAUGAGGAUGACCUCAAAAUACCCAGAUGUGCUGAUCAAUUCAUGCGUCUUUUGGAGGCCAUCAAGGAUCGUUAUAGUGCUUUGAUACAACCAGGACAUCAGCUGCAGUUCCUGCAUUUACAAUUGGAGCUCAUCGACAGCUUUCGUCGGCGCUUAGUCCAACUGCAUAGCAGUGGCGCUGUUGGCAGCAUCCCAAUCUUGAAUGCCAUCAACUAUAUUAUAAUGGUCCUACGUGAGUGGGGUGAAAAUGUUCACUAUUUGCAUUUACAUGCGGCAUUGGCUGGUCCAAAUGCCUCUGAAAUCAAUUCCGUAUUUGAGCAUGCUGUCGCUGAAUUGGAGCAUUGGUCCCACCAGCUUAUAAAAACUUUAGCCAGUAAAGCAGUCAACGAAAUGAAAUCCAAGUCGAUGGCAUAUCGUCACGAUUCGUGGCCGUCGAUGCCCGAACAGUCGGGCAAAGAACCCUUCAUUCUUUCACCAAGUGGUGGUGAAAUGUUUCAGGUUCUGGUCACUCUUCUACAUAAUUUAGAGCGUGAUCUAUCCGCCAAUUUGUUUAAUCAGACGUUGCGUCUAAUGGCUCAGCAAAUCGAUGAGUUUAUGCUAGAGAGUAUGAUUAUGAAUACCAAAUUUUCGCCAUCUGGAGCGGCACAAUUCAAUUAUGAUAUGACUAGGAAUCUGUUUGCUCUCUUUGGCCAAUACACCAGGCGGCCGGAAUUGCUAUUCAAGAGAAUCCAUGAUUCAACUAAAUUGCUAAUUGCAAGCCGAGGCACAGCUUUGCUUUUAUUGGAAACAAUGCGCAGUCAUCAACCGGUUGAAGAGAAAGCAAAACCUUUAAGGGAGCUACAAAUUCUAAGCUUGGAUAGUAAACAAUGCAUUGAAGUGCUCGAAAGGCGAAUAGAUAUUAAAAUGUUUUAAAUUAUAUGCAGUUUUAGUUUAAUUAUUAAAGAAAUUAAUGGAAUUUUGUAUGCUUUAUCUAAUAAAGAUAUCAAAAGGUAGAAAUUUUACUACAAAA